CACCAUUAGAAGAUCUAAUAUGAGACAAGCGACUAACAAAUACAAAUCCAAUAGUUUCUAACAUGUCCCAAAGUUACAAUGAGUGGGGUCCAAUUAAAACAGACUUCCAACCAAAAGGCUUUGCUUGUUUAUUCAAUAAUAGAAGCUGACGAUUGGAUUCAGCUGUAACCUAUGCUGUUGAGUUUAAAAUAUAGGUUUGCCAUACUCUAAGAAGAUUUGCUCAGAUCUUGUUGUAGACCCAUAUUAGUAUAUAAAAUGCUCACAUCAUUACCCACUUCUAAUAUUCCUCUGUUUUAACAACUACUCCCCCCAAAUUCGAAGAAGCUUUGGCAAAAAAAUGGUCAAAGUUGACAGUUUCAAGGAAUUUUAGAUGCAUGUGUCUAGUGGCAGAUAAGAACAUCUUUACAGUAAUCACUAAUCAAAAACUAAAUAGAAUAUUUAUUAUGUAGUGCCCUAUUAAACCCUGUAGCAGAUGGGAUUGGGUACCCACAAAUAUGCUACUUGAUCAUAUUUAUAUUUGAUUUGUUUAUGGUAAUCUAAGGUUGAGAUUUAAGACAAUACAUAAAUCUACUUGCUCAUUAGUUAGUCAAGAUAAUUAACAUUUAAUAUUCUAAUUAAGUACAGUAAAAGAGGUUUUAUUAGCAAAAGUUGAGCACCUUCCAGGUGAUUGCAUCCCCACUAAUUUUGACUUCUGGGGUUGGAGUAAAUCUAAUAUUACGUUGUUCUCCAAAAGCAUGGAAUCAGUGUUUCAAAUGCCCAAGUUGAUAAUCAAAAUGUUUAUGGACCAUGGGUUCCUCUUUAAGAAAACAGAGUGAAUCCCCUUUGAUAGAGGAAAGUUUGAACCGUAUCUAACUAUAAUAAGGAAAAGUUUUAACCCAAUACUGCAUAUGACGGCUCCUUCCAUUUGAUUCUUAUUGAUUUUUUUUCAUUUCUUCAUCACCUUUAAUAAUGGACUCAUUUAUAUUUCUACUGUUCUUUAUUAUAAACUUAUCUUGUGUUUGGGUUCAUUGCAUCCUGAACACAAAAUGAGCUCAUUAUAAAUUGCAUAGAGAGAAGAACAACUAAUAACAGCAUUAUUGUUUCUAAGAGCUAUAUAGACAACUUCAUAUUCUUCAUUAAUUUUUGAGGAAAAUGGAGAGGAAUGUGGUGGAAGAACAAGGAGUUGCAGAGACUACCCUUCUUUCCCCUAGAUUGGAUGGAGGAGAAGGCUUCCAUGUUGAAGAGAAGAAGCUUCGGAUCUUCGGUUUUGAGGUGGAUCCCUAUACAAAUGAUGGUCAGAGCUCUAGAGUGUCUGAGGAAGGAGAUGAAAGUGUAAGUUCUUCAAACACAGUUUUGCCUAGACAGAAAUCUGUGAAGGAGAAGAGUGGUACUACUACUACUACUCCAGCACCUGAAAUGGAUGAUAAGAAGUAUGAGUGUCAAUUUUGUUUCAAAGGGUUUGCAAACUCACAGGCUCUUGGUGGUCACCAAAAUGCUCAUAAAAAGGAGAGGCUGAAGAAGAAAAGACUUCAACUUCAAGCAAGGAAGGCAAGCCUAAGUUGUUACCUUCAACCUCUCCAGAAUCACCAUGGUUUCAGUUUCCAUCUUUCCCCUCCAUGGUUCUAUGAACCUUCUUCUUCCUAUAUAACUGAUCAAUUUACACCUUUUGAAGAUCCACAAGUUAGUUUCAAUCCCUUCACUCAAAAAGCAUACUUUAAUGGCUCUCCUCUCACAAAAUCAUAUGCUUUACCCUCUAUUCUCCCAGCUCCACAAGAUACUUGUAAAUUCACUGUGACACCCACAAACAGUUCGAUCCAGAAUGGACCUUCAUUGAUCAAGCCUUCCCCUUUGCCUAUUUCCAAGCAAAGUUGUAAGAGUCUGGAACUUCAACUAGGGCUUGCCAUGCAACCAAAUGUCUGAAUAUCUUCUAACAAUGGCUUAGGACAAAUCCCAGUACUGCUUAAUUACUUAGAAGCUUUUGACU
Molecule: messenger RNA, 1963 nt
Organism: Telopea speciosissima
Lineage: Eukaryota; Viridiplantae; Streptophyta; Magnoliopsida; Proteales; Proteaceae
Product: zinc finger protein GIS-like
Exons: 1
Coding region: 1132-1899 (255 amino acids)
Biological process (GO): gibberellic acid mediated signaling pathway; cytokinin-activated signaling pathway; trichome differentiation
Cellular component (GO): nucleus
Molecular function (GO): DNA-binding transcription factor activity; transcription cis-regulatory region binding
Source: RefSeq, a predicted model, not a curated record